Molecule: messenger RNA, 1561 nt
Organism: Oryzias melastigma (Indian medaka)
Lineage: Eukaryota; Metazoa; Chordata; Actinopteri; Beloniformes; Adrianichthyidae
Exons: 2
Coding region: 230-1069 (279 amino acids)
Source: RefSeq, a predicted model, not a curated record
AAUCUGAACUCUGCUGACGUGUUUGCAUUCUGAUCACCUUCAUUCAGACCCGGCAAACCAACACAAAGCUGCAGAAAAGCCCGUAGAUGACGUUAGCUGAUCUUUACAUUCCAAUUCUUUGUUCCAGAGGCUGCGACUCACAUUAUCAGUUGGGUUUUGUUUAUCUCUUGUGCUGCUUUGUUGAGUGCUGGACUAACUCGUCUCAGUUGACAGAAGAAGGCAGUAAAGGAUGAAGAGUUGGAGGCUCUGGCUGCCGGCUGUGGCCGUGCUGCUGCUUGGAAUGGAUGGAGUUUACAUGGAGGAUAUGCGAGCUGAGAACAUCGAUCUACUCACCCCUACUGAUUAUAAUAGGGUGCUUAACCUGGGAAUGAGAGUGUUGCCAAGAGACUGUUACGACAUGUUGAUGACAUCAUCAGGAAAGGCCAGAGAUGGAGUUUAUCUUAUCCAGCCUGGCGACGCCCCCAUCGUGGCCUUCUGCGCCAUGCAAGAGGGAGGCUGGACCGUGUUCCAGCACAUCACCGUCAACAGCAGCGUGGAUUUCGACCGCACUUGGGACGAGUACAAAAACGGCUUCGGGGACGUCACAGGUGACCACUGGCUCGGAAACAAGUACCUCCACCAGCUCACCCUCGGCCCCGCUCACUAUAAGCUGGGAGUGAAGCUUGUGGACCGAGACGCCGUGACCAAAACGGGCGAGUACGAUCCAUUUCUGGUGGAGGACGAAUCGACGGCGUUCAGGCUGAGGCUGGGGCUGUUCCAGGGCACGGCGGUGGACGCUCUGACCAUGGACACGGAGAACUACUUGCACGACAAUCAAAAAUUCACAACUAAAGACAGAGAUAAUGACAACUACUUUCAAAAUUGUGCCAAGCUGGAGUUUCAAGGUGUGCCUGGUGGUGGUUGGUGGUAUGACGCCUGCGCUGGAGCCAACCUGAACCGCAGGAACGUCAUUUACUGGCAGAAGGACUGCAACAAAGAGCAUUUGUGCAAGUAUGCCUGGAUGAUGGUGAGGCCUUCAGACUUAGUGAAGAUGAUUUACAGUGGGGACUGCAAGAAGGACGAGUUAUAACAACAGAUUUUUAAUAUAGUGCAGAACUGCUGCCAUGAUGGGCCUUCAAUUCACCUCAUUUUAUUCUCAAAUGGCAAAAAUAAUCACAAAAUACUACAACUGAGGCAAAAACUGACCACAAAUAUGAAACAUAGUUUAAGAAUUCAACACUAUUUUAGCUCCAGCUUUGUCUCCAACACGACAACAGAUGCAAAGCAAGCAUGUUUCUCCCUAAGAAACGGUUUUAAUAUUAAAGUUAAUGAUCCACAACAAUGACGUACACAUUCCAUCAAAUGGAAAACAGUUUGUAAAUAUUUUUUUCUCUACUAUGUGUUAUUUGUUUAUUCUUUUACCUGACAAAGACACUUUCAGCAACAGUAAUUAAAAAAAAAAAAGAAAUCCUGAGAAUUUAAAACCCACAUUUUUACAUAGUGUACCAGUAAACCCUUCCAUGCUCCUGAUGUAAACUCUACUUAUUUAGUUGGAAGUAUUAAAAAUGUUUUUUUUAACUGA